CUUGGUGGGCGGCCUUCUGCCUCGACCGGUUGGGGUGAUUAUGAUGAUGAUGAUGGUGAUGAUGAUGAUGUUAAAUGUGAUCUUGAGCAAGAGCAUAUAGAGGUCUCUGGGCUUCGUUGGGGGUGGGGCUGGUCUGCAUGGGUGUCUAGCCUACGUGUUUGAAGUCAGACGUCAGAAGGGUUGUCUCUCAAGUUGAGACAAGUCAGUACUCCAGAUCUUUGGAAAUUGAUUCUUUAAUGACAAUAAAAGUGCUGUGAAAAUAAUUAAAAGCAUUUAAAUGAUUAAAAUGGUCACACAAAUAAAACUGCUACUGACAAGAUAACCAACUUCUUAUUUCUUAAACGUAGAAUUCUGUGAUAACAUGUUAUACAGUAUAAUCACAUUUUAUCAUAACCUAUCAUUAAAUUAAGAUGCAGGGCAUUGUUUGUGAGGAUUGUAAACAGAAACUUUGUAAAUAUUUAUAUACUGAAAGGUACUUUGGCUCUAUUACAGGGAGCCAAUAAACAUGGUCUGCUCUCACGUUCCCAAUCACCGCCUACGUGCGUUACGUGCGGUGACUGGCUUGCAGGGUUGGGGGGUCUGUCCUUUGCGUCAUCAAAGGGGCCAAAAACGUUACCAGGCAGGCUAGGACGUUGAAGACGUGAGCUAGAACCUCAUUGGUUAAAAAAUACAGUAGGCGGGGCGUUCGGGCAUAGCUAUUUAAUGUCUGGUUCCAUUGUCCGCAACUGUGUUUUCCAGCUGGACUGGCACGGUAGAGGGGUACUUUAUUUUUACCAUCGGAUUCUUUUUUUGUAUGCAAAUAUGUCUUUUUCGUGCAAUCAUUCUCUGGACGGCAGCUUUCCUCCAUCUCCAGCGGAGGACAGGGCUUCAAAGCGGUUGUCCUGGAGCACUUUGCUACAGAGACUAGUGGAGCUGAAGGGGGUAAAUCAGGGGGCCACAACGGAGCAGUGCUGCGGGAGCGAAACCGGAUCUGUGGCAGACAUGUCCCUGUCAGAGUCAGACAGUGAUUUCUUCUGUUAUCCUCUGGAGGAGAGCUUAGCUACAGAAGUUGUACAAGCCAUAACACAAAGUCUUCACAACGCAUCUCACAACUUGGGCUGCUCCAGACUAAUCUUGCCCGACUGUCUACUACACAGUAUCAGCCAGGAGCUGCUCCACCUGGCUGCCUGUGAGCCUUGUGGACUCAGGGGAGCACUUAUUGACCUGUGUGUAGACAGGGGGGGCCAGAACUCCCUAUGCACUGUGGACGAAAUAGUAGUGGAUUCCAGCUUGGUCCCGACCUUCCAUGUGACCCUGGUGCUGAGGCUUGAAUGCAGUGGACUGUGGCCUAAGGUUCAGAAACUGUUCAAGGGUAGCACUUCCCCGCAGACAUCUGCAUCAUCUCCAGGGCACCAAAACACUCUGAGGCUGAGUAGGAGCUUCAGGGCUAUCAAGAGAAAACUGUACUCAUCAGGGGAGCUGCUGAUUGAGGAGUGCUCCUAAUAGCUCCUCUCCCUGAUAAGCUGAACUUCACACAGACUGUGAAAAAGAGACUGGUGGGCUAAGCACAGUAUCUUAGGAGUCCAACAUUCAUGUCAAAUGGCACUGACAGGAUGGUCCCUAAGUAAUACCUACCUGUCUCCAUUGGUGUAGCCAGGAUUUCCCCAGAAACAAGUCUCAUAGCAGCUACUCACCUGGUCAUGGGUCAGGUUCUUUCCUAUGAAUGUAAAGUCAUGCACUCAAGAGAAUGGCUGUUAUCACUUGAAGCUUGAUUUUGUAAUGACUUAUAGAACAUUGAGAAAUAAAUUAUUUUGAUAAAUUGUGUCCUUCUACUCAUCAAUAGCUAUAUAAAUCCUAUACAGUACAUAGUAAUCACAAUUUUACAGUUUAAACAUAAAAAACAUACCAUCUUAAAAUAAUAUGAAUCAUUGUAAAAUGUGCAUUGUCAAUCAAACCAAUUUUGGCAUAUCAUUGGUAGUUACACUUUUCAAUAUUUAUUUUUGAUUUUCCAAGAGCUUGUGUGAGCAGUCUGUUUAUUUUUCAGCUGUGAGCAACUCCUCCAUUUCCCCUGUGCAUUACUCCGAGGGAGAGCGGUAUCCAUCAACAGCAGCGUCAUUCCAUUUUUUCACAGUUUCAGUU
Messenger RNA from Monopterus albus (swamp eel), 2118 nucleotides. Its product is annotated as DNA damage-inducible transcript 4 protein-like. The record is from RefSeq and is a predicted model, not a curated record. NCBI's taxonomy places the organism in Eukaryota, Metazoa, Chordata, Actinopteri, Synbranchiformes, Synbranchidae. Gene Ontology annotation, molecular function: 14-3-3 protein binding. The transcript has 2 exons. Gene Ontology annotation, cellular component: cytoplasm. Gene Ontology annotation, biological process: apoptotic process; negative regulation of TOR signaling; response to hypoxia. Bases 703 to 1482 code for a protein of 259 amino acids.